CCUUCCCUCCUCAAAUCUCAUCUCACAUUCUCUCUCUCAUUUCACCAAUACCGUCACUACUGUCACUCUCACUUAACUUAUUACCUCUCUGUUCUUUUCCUUACACACCCAAAAAGCUAAUCAAUAAGGGCCUAUCGCAUUCUAAUUCUUUAACAAACAAGAACACAUUUCAACUAUUUCCAUCUCUCUCCUUAUAGUCUGAGCCAAUCAGAAGUGAAAGAAAAUAAGAGAAGAAAGAGUUAAAAGGUUAGUAGUAAUAGUAGUACAAGUAGUGCUGAAAUAACUUUCCAAUGGCUUCAUCAGCAUCUCCAAACACUUGGGUAAAGCCUAGAAUCCCUUCUUCUUCUUCAGUAAAAAUCAGAAAGCCCGAUUUCAUAAGCUGCUCUCUUCAAGCUCCUUCUCUUCCCCGAAUCCCCAAACAGACUACUGCUACCACCCCUUCCAACCAACCUUCUUCUACUACUGCUACUUCUUCCGUCGCCAUUAAUCAUCGCUCGAAACUCCCAAUUGAAAAGUCUCAAACCUCCUUCGGGUCGGACCUCAAUUUAUUUCAAAAAGUGGCUGCGAUUGCUCUCGACGCUGCCGAGAAUGCUAUAGUGUCCCAAGAACGCAAACACCCUUUACCGAAAACAGCCGACCCAAGAGUUCAAAUCGCUGGAAAUUUUGCUCCUGUGCCUGAAACCCCGGUCGAACACUUCUUACCGGUAGCCGGUAAAAUUCCCAAAUGCAUUGACGGUGUUUACGUGAGGAACGGAGCCAACCCUCAUUACGCGCCGGUAGCCGGUCACCACUUCUUUGACGGCGAUGGAAUGGUUCACGCCGUUCAAUUCAAAGACGGAGCCGUCAGUUACGCCAGCCGAUUCACAGAAACUAACAGGCUUGUCCAGGAGCGAGCCUUGGGUCGCCCGGUUUUUCCCAAAGCCAUCGGCGAACUCCAUGGUCACUCGGGUAUCGCCCGCCUCCUCCUCUUCUACGCCCGAGGAAUGUUUGGGCUCGUCGACCCCACUCAUGGGAUGGGAGUUGCCAACGCUGGACUCGUCUACUUCAACAACCGCCUGCUCGCCAUGUCCGAAGACGACUUGCCUUACCACGUGCAAGUCACUAGCUCUGGUGACUUGAAAACCGUCGGGAGAUACGACUUCGGGAGUCAGCUCAAGUCAACUAUGAUUGCCCACCCGAAAGUCGACCCGGUAUCCGGAGAGCUCUUCGCCCUGAGCUACGACGUCGUUUCAAAGCCUUACCUCAAGUACUUCAAAUUCUCUCCCAACGGAGAAAAGUCCCCUGACGUUGAGAUUCCUCUGCCUCAGCCUACCAUGAUCCACGACUUUGCCAUCACCGAAAACUUCGUCGUCGUCCCAGACCAGCAAGUUGUUUUCAAGUUGCAGGAGAUGAUUCGCGGUGGCUCUCCGGUGAUAUAUGACAAGGAAAAAGUUUCUAGGUUUGGGGUUUUGGACAAGAAUGCCUCUGACGCUUCGGGGAUCAGAUGGGUCGAAGCUCCGGAUUGUUUCUGUUUUCAUCUAUGGAACGCUUGGGAGGAGCCUGAGACCGAUGAGGUUGUAGUAAUCGGGUCCUGCAUGACUCCACCCGACUCCAUUUUCAACGAAUGUGACGAGAGCUUAGAGAGUGUGCUCUCUGAAAUCCGACUCAAUCUCCGAACUGGGAAAUCAACCCGGCGACCCAUUAUCUCUGCUGAUUCGGAACAAGUUAAUCUAGAAGCUGGAAUGGUGAACCGCCACCGGCUAGGGAGGAAAACCCGAUUCGCUUACUUGGCUUUGGCCGAACCUUGGCCUAAAGUUUCUGGCUUCGCAAAGGUUGACCUUUUCACUGGCGAGGUUACCAAGUUCAUGUAUGGCGAUGAAUGUUACGGUGGUGAGCCUAUGUUUCUACCAAAAGACCCCUGUUCGGAGGAAGAAGACGAUGGUUACAUCUUGGCAUUCGUUCAUGAUGAGAAGGAGUGGAAAUCAAAGCUCCAAAUUGUUAAUGCAAUGGAUAUGAAGCUCGAAGCUUCAGUUGAGCUUCCAUCUAGAGUCCCAUACGGUUUCCAUGGCACAUUCAUAAGCUCUAAUGAUUUGGAGAAGCAAGCCUGAACGUCGGUAUAUAUUUAUAUCUCAACUGGGGUGAUCAUAUUAGUCUUGGAUUGGAUCGAUAUUUAUAUAUUUUAUGGUUAUGUAAAAGUCUGCGGUUUGUAGAUUGGUGUUAAGCAGACUCCAGUGGAGACUUACCAGAGGGAUGAUGACAGAUUACGUCCCCGGAAGAUCUCCUCUGUUUUCUUUUCAAUCCCCCCCUUUUUUUUUUCCUUGUAUUAUACACAGUGAGAGGUUUUACAGAACCAGCUUGAAGCUUUUGGGCUGUAGGUAGUUAUGGAGCUCAGCUGGUUUUUGCUUAUUCUUUCACUUUAUUAUGAUUGUGUAUACCAUAAUGUUUGUAAGUACAUAAUUUUAGAAGAAAAAAAAUGGCAUUUCGGUCUUUACAAA
Humulus lupulus (European hop) is the source of this 2474-nucleotide messenger RNA. Its product is annotated as 9-cis-epoxycarotenoid dioxygenase NCED1, chloroplastic-like. Gene Ontology annotation, biological process: carotene catabolic process. Gene Ontology annotation, molecular function: carotenoid dioxygenase activity. Lineage: Eukaryota; Viridiplantae; Streptophyta; Magnoliopsida; Rosales; Cannabaceae. Gene Ontology annotation, cellular component: chloroplast stroma. Bases 291 to 2087 code for a protein of 598 amino acids. The record is from RefSeq and is a predicted model, not a curated record. The transcript has a single exon.